GCCACUCAUAAGCCCACCAUAAACACAAUCGCCAAACAAAUUAUUUUGAUUUCAUUAUUCCAUGGAGGCCCCAACUUGGAUUGCCUAUGCAGCAGCAUGGCUAUCUACCAUUGCACUUAUCCUCAUUGCCAAACAUCUCCGCCGGAGAAAGCUUCAUCUACCGCCCGGUCCAAAGCCAUGGCCCAUCAUCGGAAACUUGAACCUCAUCGGCACCCUCCCUCAUCGUUCCGUCCACGAUUUGGCGCUCAAAUACGGCCCCAUAAUGCAGCUCCAGUUUGGGUCCUUCCCGGUGGUGGUCGGCUCCUCCGCAGAAAUGGCAAAGACUUUCCUUAAAACCAUGGACAUCAACUUCGUUGACAGACCCAAAACUGCGGCGGGAAAGUACACAACGUAUAAUUAUUCCGAUAUUGCUUGGUCCCCGUACGGCCCGUACUGGCGGCAGGCCCGGCGAAUGUGCCUCACGGAGCUAUUCAGCGCCAAGAGACUUGAAUCUUACGAGAACAUCCGCUCCCAGGAAUUGAAAUCCAUUCUCCGUGAACUCUACAACACAUCUUCUGCCCAGAAACCAAUUCUCUUGAGGGACUACAUGUCCACCUUGAGCUUGAACGUGAUCAGCUGGAUGGUGCUCGGGAAGAGUUACCUGAAUGAGUCUGAAGGAGCAAUUGUGAGCCCCAAUGAGUUCAGGAAGAUGUUAGACGAGCUGUUCUUGCUCAACGGGGUGUUGAACAUCGGCGAUUCCAUCCCCUGGAUCGAUUUCUUGGACCUGCAAGGGUACAUUAAGAGGAUGAAGGCAUUGAGCAAGAAAUUCGAUAGGUUUUUGGAGCAUGUUGUUGAUGAGCAUAAUGCUAGGAGAGUGGCAGAGGGGGACAGUUUUGUGGCUAAGGAUAUGGUGGAUCUUCUGCUCCAAUGGGCUGAUGAUCCUAGCCUGGAAGUCAAGCUUGAGAGGCAUGGAGUAAAAGCUUUCAUCCAGGACUUGCUCGCUGGUGGAACAGAGAACUCUACAGUGAUAGUGGAAUGGGCAAUUUCUGAGCUCCUAAAGAAGCCAGAGAUAUUCAAGAAGGCCACAGAUGAACUAGACCAUGUGAUUGGUCAAAAGAGAUGGGUUGAAGAGAAGGACAUGCCAAAUCUUCUAUACAUUCAAGCAAUAGUUAAAGAGACGAUGAGAUUGCACCCUGUGGCGCCGAUGCUGGUGGCACACCUUUGCCGCGAGGACUGCAAGGUUGCUGGCUAUGACAUUCCGAAAGGCACUCAAGUCCUGGUGAGCGUUUGGACCAUCGCAAGAGACCCGGUUUCAUGGGACAAACCGAAUGAAUUCAUUCCUGAUAGAUUCAUUGGAACGGACAUUGACGUGAAAGGAUGUCAUUUUGAGCUUUUACCAUUUGGUGCGGGGAGAAGAAUGUGUCCAGCCUAUAGUCUCGGACUCAAAGUCAUUCAAGCUAGCUUGGCUAACCUCUUGCAUGGGUUUAAUUGGAAAUUACCAAAUGAUGUAACUCCAGAAAAGCUCAACAUGGAUGAGAAUAUUGGACUUUCUACACGAAAGAAAAUCUCACUAACAACUGUCAUCGAGCCAAGGCUUCCAAUGCAUGUCUACUCUCUCUAGCUUGUACUGAUUUAGGAUGUCUUUGGUUAUAUUUUGUGCAAGCGUUUGAGUGUUACUAUGCAACUGUUCAAAUUAAUAAAGAAAUUU
Messenger RNA from Ipomoea nil (Japanese morning glory), 1687 nucleotides. Its product is annotated as cytochrome P450 71A1-like. Bases 62 to 1600 code for a protein of 512 amino acids. Lineage: Eukaryota; Viridiplantae; Streptophyta; Magnoliopsida; Solanales; Convolvulaceae. Gene Ontology annotation, molecular function: oxidoreductase activity, acting on paired donors, with incorporation or reduction of molecular oxygen; iron ion binding; heme binding. The record is from RefSeq and is a predicted model, not a curated record. The transcript is spliced from 4 exons.